AGCAUGUCUCGUUGCAACGUGAAGCACUUUCUCGAAGCGCACAUCAUAGGUUGAGCACGCAUACACACAUGGUCACCUCCGUAAUUCCCAUUUAUUCCGUUUGAUUGCUGUAAUCAAAUAUAUGGUGAACCCCUAAAAUCGAUGAUAUGAAUUGCAAUUAAUGCACGAAGGACUGGCAAUAUGCAAGAAUCAUGAUAACUAAAGAUUCAUCCUGAAAUAUUAUACUUAUUUGGACAAGGACCAAUACAGAAUACAGUGGCAAUAUGUUUGGUUGUCCUAGAGAGGCUGUACGUGUCAAAGUUAAGAAGUGUGAAACUAGGCAUCAACCUGAAUACCGCAAGUUCAGCGUGGAUCCUCAGAUAACGUCAAUAGAAGUGUUGCAAAGUAUUCUUAUAAAGGCUUUUGACAUAAAAGGGGAGUUUACCGUUUCGUAUCGAGCGAUUGAUGACUAUGGGUCGGAGACGUAUCUCUUCCUACUCUCGGACUGGGACUUGGACGCCGCGUUUAUCAGCGCGUCGGAGCCGUACCUUUAUCUACAGGUGAACCUGAAACCUUUUGGCGAAACCGGAGACUGCGAGUGCUACUGGGAGCAAAAUGCGCAGGAAGUUUCGACACGUCAGCAGGAGACUGGGUUUCCUUACAGGACACCUAAGUUGCCCGGUCUCAUAAUGAAUAAAUUAUCAGGUGUAUCCAAUUUCGCGUUUAAUCUUUCGUCACAGAUGGAAAGAACGCUGAAUAUGGUGCAACGUGCAUUGGGCAAUUUGGGCGAGGAGUCGUCUCAUCAGCAGAAUGUUCAUCCUCCAAGACCGCCUCUAACGGACGCUGAGUUUCGCCGAUUUCUAGAUCCAAUCGGGCAAGUGGUACACUCCAAGGAAUUGAGAGCAGUUAUUUACUUUGGCGGGAUUGAACCUAGCUUGCGCAAGGUGGUCUGGAAACAUAUCUUGAACGUGUAUCCGGAGGGGAUGUCGGGUCGCGAACGGAUGGACUACAUGAAGAAAAAAGCGCAGGAAUAUCAGAAUCUGCGCGAGCGGUGGCGGGUGCUGGUACAAAAGGGACAGAACGUCGGCGAUCUCGGCUACGUUACCAGUAUGGUGAGGAAGGACGUCCUCAGAACGGACAGGCAUCACAAGUUUUACGGUGGUUCGGACGACAAUCAAAAUAUAGCGAGCCUCUUCAACAUUUUGACAACGUAUGCCUUAAAUCAUCCGAGUGUAAGUUACUGCCAGGGCAUGAGUGACUUAGCCUCGCCCCUUCUUGUCACAAUGCGGGAUGAAGCACAGUCCUACAUCUGCCUCUGCGCCCUCAUGAGAAGAUUGAAAGACAACUUUAUGCUCGACGGUAUCGCCAUGACUACUAAAUUCGCUCAUCUAGCCGAAGGUCUUCAACACUAUGACCCCGAUUUCUAUGCGUACUUGAAGUCCCAUCAAGCGGACGAUCUGCUCUUUUGUUACCGUUGGUUGUUGCUAGAAAUGAAACGCGAGUUUGCAUUGGACGACGCGCUUAGAAUGCUCGAAGUUCUAUGGGCGGCUCUGCCAGCAUCACCGCCGACCGGCGAACUGAGUCUUGCCGAGGUGCCUUUUCCGCCAGCGUCGCCGCCACCGAGUCCGAACGUGAAGCACAUCCGCGAAAAUGCGUAUACCAAGGUCUGUGCUAUUAGACGGCAAAGUUCCUCGGCUAGUAUUGCCGCCAGCGUGAGGCGGAAAGCCUUUAGCACUGAGGAAUCGACUCUGCAAACAUCUACCGAGGUUAACGGAGAAACGAAAAGAUCCAACUCGCCGUAUGAAGCAUUCUCCGAUUCAGAGAAUGAUUUGACCAGCACGAAAAAUAGAAGGAAUAACGAAUCGACAGAAAAGUGCCUAAGUACAGAUUCUCUUACUGUUAAAUCGAAACGCUCGAAUCUACUGGAACUGAAAGAGAAGCUGUCUGCCCCCAACAAAGAACAGAUUAAGAACAGUGAACAGAACGACAACUCUGAAAAGAAAUGUGCGCGAGUGGUGAAGAAUUUGAAUGAGUUCUUAAACUUUACUAGUCUUAAUCGUAGUAAAGUCACGCCGAGCGACGCCGAACCUGAGCUCAGACGUGUCUCGAGCGAAAGCGGCGUCAUCAGAGUGUUGAGGGAUGAACCGAGUUCACCGGAUGAUCCUACGGAUUUCUUUCCGAUGACCACGUCGAUGACCAGAGAGUUAAGACUGGAAUUGGAAUCGCUGGAUCGACAAGUGUUCGGACCUUCACCGCCUACAAGCGAGCUACAAUGCGACUGCGUGCUAUCAAAAAGAGACAGUGACCUACCGGAGAGCGAGACGGAGACGGAAUUAGCGAGAUGCAGCCCAGCGGCGGAUGUGUUUGUAUGGGAGAACCCUUUACAUACGCUACAACAGAAGCAUCAUCCCACGACUCCGGACGAGCAAGCGGAAUUAGAGUACGACGGAGAAAUUUUGGAAGAUCAGAACGGCGUAAAAUCUGUCACGCCGAUUAGGCUGCUUAAACGUACCACUAGAUCUGAGUCGGCAUCAGAUAGCGAAGAGACCGAGAGUUGGCAUCAGAAUCCACAUGUAUCAGAGAGUCCGACGAAGCAGCAGCAGCAGCAGCAGCAACAGCAGCAGCAACAACAACAACAACAGCAAUCUGUACAAGAGCAAUGUGAGGAAGCGACGGAGCUGACUAAUCUCAUACCCGCGGGAACGAGUGAGGAUCAACUGGGAGAAAGCUCGUUGCCGCCACCGAACGAGUUCGGCGGCGGCAAUCCCUUUCUAAUGUUCCUGUGCAUCACCCUUCUGCUGCAACAUCGAGACUUCGUUAUGCGCAAUCAAAUGGAUUACAACGAGAUGGCAAUGCAUUUCGACAAGAUGGUUCGCCGUCACAAUGUGAUCCGUGUACUUAAUCAGGCGCGACAACUGUUCGCCGGCUAUCUCAGAAGACAUUCCAUCGCCACAUCCUCCUCCUCGGCCAGCUCGACUUCCGCCAGCAAGCCGGACUGCGUGAACGUGUAACUCUUUCUCGGUCAAAUUAAAAAAAAAAAGCAUCAAGUCAUAGACGACCUGGAAUUUUAAAAUUAUUUCAUUUGAAAUAAAAAGAAUUCAACGGCACAUAUCACGGAAAUUAUGUCGCCGACUAAGAUUCGGAAGGCUUAAGAGGACUCAAAAUUCUAUCGCGGCUCUUCCGUUCAUAACGUUCGUAGGACAUUUAUGACACUCGCCGUGGAUUUUCCGCAGUCGUAUCGCGCGAGCAGUGUCUCUGAUUAACCAUUUUUUCUUUUGUUUUUUUCAUAUAUAUAUAUAGAUAUUAUAGAUAAGAUAUACUUUUCAAAUAAUUGAAUUAAGGUCAUCCGCUGUAGGCAUUGAAAAUAUCAAAGAAAUCUAAACGCGACAACGAAUAAAUGACCAAUGUAUAAUGCGAGAGCAAUAAAACGCAACGUUACUUACAAUUAUAUGUAUAGAAAUUUUAGAACUUCUUUUCUUCGUAAGAACAAUUUUUCAAGAAAGGUCAAAAUGAAGAAAAAAGACGGUUGAUCAGAGGUAGCACCGCCUAGGUCCGUACUUAUUAGCAAUUAGAACGAGUCGAUUUGAUUGGGAGAGUUCGGGAUACAACGAUCGGAAGCUUAAUCCGUGAAUGGCACGCGUAGCCCCGUUCGCUCACGCACGUUAUUCCAUCGCGACAUAAUGCACCCUAUCAUCAACACGCAUCGACAAACCCUCUUUCGCUGUACCUCGAGGUAGAAUUAAGUCCUUAGCUUAACGCAUUUGGGUGACGACCGCUUCGUUCUCGACAUGCGUUAAAUUUGUAAGAUACACCUAUACCUAUCCUAACAGCUGAGUCUUACUUUGUUCUCAAACGGUAUGCUUGAGAAACGACAAUAAAGUGCAUUUAAUUUUA
This is a messenger RNA of Temnothorax curvispinosus, 3873 nucleotides long. RefSeq names its product TBC1 domain family member 25. The record is from RefSeq and is a predicted model, not a curated record. Lineage: Eukaryota; Metazoa; Arthropoda; Insecta; Hymenoptera; Formicidae. Gene Ontology annotation, molecular function: GTPase activator activity. Gene Ontology annotation, biological process: regulation of autophagosome maturation; activation of GTPase activity. Gene Ontology annotation, cellular component: autophagosome. The transcript is spliced from 10 exons. Bases 264 to 2990 code for a protein of 908 amino acids.